Molecule: messenger RNA, 2950 nt
Organism: Cryptotermes secundus
Lineage: Eukaryota; Metazoa; Arthropoda; Insecta; Blattodea; Kalotermitidae
Product: ras-related protein M-Ras
Exons: 3
Coding region: 1-411 (136 amino acids)
Biological process (GO): signal transduction
Cellular component (GO): plasma membrane
Molecular function (GO): GDP binding; GTPase activity; GTP binding
Source: RefSeq, a predicted model, not a curated record
AUGUUGCUAGUACUGGACACUGCUGGCCAGGAGGAAUUCAGUGCAAUGCGUGAGCAGUACAUGAGGAAGGGCGAUGGCUUCCUGUUGGUAUAUUCAGUUACAGACAAGCAGAGUUAUCAGAACAUCAUUCAUUUCCACACGCAGAUACUCAGAGUUAAGGACAGGGACAUGUACCCAAUGCUACUGGUGGCAAACAAAGUGGAUUUGGUGCACCUCCGGAAAGUGACCGAGGAAUCCGGCCGGGAGUUGGCUCUCAAGUUGGGAAUCCCCUAUAUAGAGACGAGUGCCAAAGAUCCACCCCUGAAUGUGGAUGCUGCCUUCCAUGAGGUCGUGCGUAUAAUUCGCUCACAACCACCGGAGCUCGAGAAGAACCGAAGGAAAAGAAGACCGAUAAAGUGUAUGCUGCUCUAAUGUUGCACAUGAUGCUGAUAUGGGGGUAAACAAACCGUGCUCACUUGUUUUUUAAAUGUCAAAUUUUAACAUGAAAUUAAUUUGUGAAACAUAAACGCACAUUUAACGACAGUUCAUCUCACAGAGUCAUUAUAACUAGAGAUGAUUUUCGUUAACUUUGAUGGCUGUUAUUGCGAAGUCUUAGUAUUAUACCAGAGCAUGUCACUCAGAGUGAAUGACAGCUGUCCACCCAAUGUCACAUUCAGAUGGUGAAGUUCACUGUUGAAUAUGAUAGUCUGUGUUUGAUGGGUGGUUUAGAUUGCUUCUACAUGUGACAAUAAUAUUGUACUGAUGGAAUUUAAAUUGGUUACUUGGUAUCUUAAUGAAGAUAUACAGAUGUAUAUGUGUUUUCAUUUAGAUGUAUCACAGUCUCCGUACUAUGUUUAUCAGUACAAUAUGUGUAUUGAUGUCUGACUUUUCUGUACUUUAAGCUGGAAGUCAAUUUGAUAAUACUGGGUUUUGCUUUUAACACAUUCACUGCAAAUCCCAUCACCUUACCAGGUGAAGUACCAGUUGUAUCAGGUGACCUAAAUGUAGAUAAAUGUUGAAAUGCAGCUUUCAAAGCUUGAAAGGGUCAAAACAUUUUGAAUAUAGAAAGUUCGGAAAAUAAAAUCCCAGUUUGGAAGCAUGACUGUGAAUGGGUUAAGGGCAGAACUUCUUAAGCCCUUCUUGUAUGUAAUUUUUUAUUUGUGAAUACAGUGUGAUUAUGUACAGGUGAUAAGUCCCAGGUAAGGGGCCAUGCAUAUGCUGGCCAGGCUUGGCUUUUUGCAAUUGUUAGCAGAGAUGAUUUGUUUUUAUCAGUGGUAUCUCAGUGCAGGUGUAUUCAUCCUGAGGUGAAAAUAUCUGUGGUUGAUGUGUAGCACAUCAGUGCUAUUUUUUUUCCCUCUCUAAAAACAUGUUUACUGGUCUGAUGUUUGGUUUUAGCCUUAAGCUCAAAACUUGCGAUGCAACAGCAGAUGUACCUGCAUCUACCAGCUUAAAAAGAGCACUUAGCAGAUCCACCAUUUGAAGGUUAAUGGGUUGCUGGCUGUAUUUUAAUUAUUUUGUUUAUGAAAGAUAUUUAUAUUGUUAUUAAUUGAUGUUACAAAGCUUUAAAGAUAAAUGUUGAAAAUUUUAUGCUGUAAACCUUUAAGUGGUGCUUAAUUUAUUUAUGCGUCUAAUUAGUGCAUGUGUCUGUGACAGAAAUAAGCAAAGAUUGUGUUGAUAAUGACAUAACAUGAAAAAAUUAUGUGUGCAUGUGUAAGAAGAUCGGAUUUUAUGCUGAAUUUGCUGACUCAUACUGUUUGUAUGUGUUUGUAAGAUGACUUCCAUUGGAGUGGAAAAUUUUAAGGAAAAAUAACUAUUAUUUGGGAAGUCCUCAGGUUGAAUUUUCAUUGGGACACACUGAUUAUCUUGACUGUGAAGUUCAUAAUAGUCCUCAUGAGUCCCUCCAGGCAAAUGACAUUAUACUAUCUUAAAUUAGACUAGGGGCAUUAAGUCCCAUAUUCUUACUCAUUAUUAAUUUACUAUUAUCGAAUCAUUUGUCACUAUAUAGUCUUAUUUACUGACAGCAUUGUUCAGUAUACUAUAAAUAAAUAAAUAUUGAAAUCCUUGUGUUUUUUCAUACUUCUCAGCCAUUCGCAGGGUUAGUAUGUUGAACUGAACUCUCUCACUCACCAACCAGAUGUUUCACGUCUCUUUAUUCAACUGACUGCUCUGGAACUCAAGUGACCCUGUUUGUAACUUUUCAGCACAAAUCACAUAGAAAACUCCAUUUCCAUUGUUACAGUCCAACAAUCCCUUGACUUUUGCAUGUGUAUCCGUUGCUGCAGGAACCAGUUUACCGAGCAUUUGCCUACCAAUAGCCCAGGUAUUGUUGCUGUGUUUACUUGCUCUUACCAAGCAACACAUCUUCCAUCUCGUGAUUGUUGCAUAGGGACGAUACUACAUGUUACAGUACCAUAUAUCAUAGCCAAAAUACACUGAACAGUGUGGUCUAGUGGUAACACUUUAGAUAUGUAUGAAGGAAGUACUCACUUUGAAUCCCAGCCAGAAUAGUGGGUACCCUUCAGGCAAAUUCAGGAGUAUCAUCUUGAAUAUGCCGUGGCCACUCCUUUCCAAAUCCUUUCUAAUUCAUCAGUCGUCAGUCAUCCUGACAUUUAACUCUGUAUACCCUAGAUGGUAACAGUGUCAUUAAGUAAUGAACAAACAAGCCCAAACAUCUGUUUGUAACAAUUAGGAAUGAUCAGUGCACAUCUGGCAACUUUGGUAACUUUAUGGUAUUGGUAUGACUAUUGUCAUAGUGGGGGUAACUAUGGAGAGGGUAUGGAUUAGAUAUUGGGUUUAUUGACCACUUAUACACACCACUACAUAUAAUUACAGCGCUACUGCUGAUCUCCAUUUUACAGUUCACUGUUGCGCACACACUAGGGUUCUCAGUCUUCAGUAGCCGUAUCCUGGGAAUGGAUUUGAACACAGCAAUUAUACCCGUCUCACUGAAUAACACACUCCAUAUAUCACA